Messenger RNA from Bombus huntii, 8422 nucleotides. Its product is annotated as inositol hexakisphosphate and diphosphoinositol-pentakisphosphate kinase 2. Gene Ontology annotation, biological process: inositol phosphate biosynthetic process; inositol metabolic process. Gene Ontology annotation, molecular function: inositol hexakisphosphate kinase activity; 5-diphosphoinositol pentakisphosphate 1-kinase activity; diphosphoinositol pentakisphosphate kinase activity. Bases 246 to 6443 code for a protein of 2065 amino acids. The transcript has 30 exons. The record is from RefSeq and is a predicted model, not a curated record. Gene Ontology annotation, cellular component: cytosol. NCBI's taxonomy places the organism in Eukaryota, Metazoa, Arthropoda, Insecta, Hymenoptera, Apidae.
AAUCGGAUGAGCGAUUUCUGAACGAUACGAGAGAUCGAGAUUUAAGUUUGACAAGAUGUCCGAAAAUUGAAGGAUAUUAAAGUGGAAAUUUUUAAUUACCUAGAGAUCCAAUAUUGUUUAUUAAAUCUGCAUUGUUGUCUUUAUCGUCGAAUUUUUAGAUCCAUUCGAAAUUAAUAUUAGGCACAGCGAAUUCUCUAAGUCCAAGCUGAAACCGUUUCAUUUUCCUCAAUGAAACCUGUUCUGUCAUGUCUUACACUGAAUUGGAACAUGGUUAUCAGGGUCUACGGAGUGCCAGCCGACCAAUUUUCUAUGUAGGGGAUUUAAAUACUGUACAACCAACCCUUGUGGGUCCUGUAGCUUCUUCUAUAUAUCGUUCAUCAAAAAGAGCCGAACUGUCGGACGGGUGCAGCAAUGAUGAUGGAUGCAUGGGUGGAAGCGAUUUGGAAGGAGAAGGGAAGCAAGUUUUGGUUGGAAUCUGUGCGAUGGCAAAAAAAUCACAAAGUAAACCAAUGAAGGAAAUUUUAACAAGAUUGGAAGAAUUUGAGUACAUUAAAAUAGUAGUAUUUCCUGAAGAAGUUAUUUUGAAGGAGUCUGUAGAAGAUUGGCCAAUUGUUGAUUGUUUAAUAAGCUUCCAUAGUAAAGGCUUUCCCCUUGAUAAAGCUAUAAAUUAUGCUAAUCUUAGAAAUCCGUUUAUCAUCAAUAAUUUACCCAUGCAAUAUGAUAUUCAGGAUCGUAGGAGAGUCUAUGCUAUCUUAGAGAGUGAAGGUAUUGAAAUCCCGAGAUAUGCUGUCCUGGAUAGAGACUCGUCUGAUCCAAAACAUCAUGAACUAGUAGAAUCAGAAGAUCAUGUCGAAGUUAAUGGUGUUACAUUCAACAAACCGUUUGUGGAAAAACCAGUGUCUGCAGAGGAUCAUAAUAUUUACAUUUAUUAUCCUACAUCUGCAGGUGGAGGCAGUCAAAGAUUAUUUAGGAAGAUUGGAAGUCGUAGUAGUGUAUAUUCACCAGAAUCUCGAGUUCGUAAAACAGGUUCUUACAUAUACGAAGAUUUUAUGCCAACCGACGGUACAGACGUUAAGGUUUAUACCGUGGGUCCAGAUUAUGCUCACGCAGAGGCAAGAAAAAGCCCUGCAUUGGAUGGUAAAGUCGAAAGAGAUUCAGAAGGGAAAGAAAUUCGCUAUCCGGUUAUACUAAGUAAUGCUGAAAAGCUAAUUAGUAGAAAAGUGUGCUUAGCUUUUAAACAAACAGUUUGUGGUUUUGAUUUACUUAGAGCAAACGGGCAGUCAUUUGUGUGUGACGUAAAUGGGUUUAGUUUUGUAAAGAAUUCUAACAAAUAUUAUGAUGACUGCGCAAAGAUUUUGGGAAAUAUGAUUUUAAGAGAAUUGGCACCCACUUUACAUAUACCAUGGAGCGUACCUUUUCAAUUGGACGAUCCGCCUAUUGUGCCUACUACAUUUGGGAAAAUGAUGGAAUUACGAUGUGUAGUUGCUGUUAUAAGGCAUGGAGAUCGAACGCCAAAACAGAAAAUGAAAGUAGAAGUUCGUCACCCGAAAUUUUUCGAGAUAUUCGCAAAAUACGACGGCUACAAGCAUGGUCAUAUUAAAUUAAAGAGGCCUAAGCAAUUGCAAGAAAUAUUGGAUACCGCACGUAGUUUAUUAGCUGAAAUACAACAUCGUGCUGCUGGACCUGAAUUGGAAGAAAAACAAGGAAAAUUAGAACAAUUGAAAAGCGUCUUAGAAAUGUACGGUCAUUUCUCAGGGAUAAAUCGCAAGGUACAAAUGAAAUAUCAACCAAGAGGCCGACCAAGAGGAAGUUCAUCAGAUGAUGAUCGACUUGGAGAACCUUCCCUUGUAUUGAUAUUAAAAUGGGGUGGAGAACUAACACCAGCCGGCCGUAUUCAGGCAGAGGAGUUAGGAAGAAUAUUUCGCUGCAUGUAUCCUGGUGGUCAAGGUAGACACCUUAGUGAGGAAGACUCAGAGAUGUUACCAAAUCACGGUGACUAUGCUGGUGCACAAGGUUUAGGGUUACUUAGACUUCAUUCAACAUUUCGACAUGACUUAAAGAUCUAUGCAAGUGAUGAAGGAAGAGUUCAAAUGACAGCAGCAGCCUUUGCAAAAGGUUUACUCGCAUUAGAGGGUGAAUUAACGCCAAUAUUAGUGCAGAUGGUGAAGAGUGCUAAUACUAAUGGUCUAUUGGACAAUGAUUGCGAUAGCAGUAAAUACCAAAAUAUGGUAAAAACACGACUUCAUGAAUUAUUACAACAAGAUCGAGAAUUUACGUGUGAAGACAGGGAACAGAUAAAUCCUGGUAACGCACUGAGCAUUAACGCAGCCAUGGAUUUUGUUAAAAAUCCUGUUCGUUGCUGCCAGCAUGUUCAUACUUUGAUUCAAAAAUUAAUGGACAUUGUUCGUAUUAAGAAAGAUGAUCCUAAAACCAAAGAUGCAAUUCUUUAUCAUGGUGAAACGUGGGAAUUAAUGGGUCGUCGAUGGGGAAAGAUUGAGAAGGAUUUCUGUACCAAAAAUAAGAGGUUCGACAUAUCGAAAAUCCCGGAUAUUUAUGAUUGUAUAAAGUAUGAUUUACAACAUAACAACCAUACGUUGCAAUUCGAACACGCGGAGGAAUUGUACAUUUAUUCUAAGUAUCUGGCAGAUAUAGUGAUACCACAGGAAUAUGGAUUAACAGUGCAAGAGAAGCUCACCAUAGGCCAAGGUAUUUGCACUCCUCUUUUAAAAAAGAUAAGAGCAGAUUUGCAGAGAAAUAUCGAAGAAACUGGAGAAGAAACAGUUAAUAGACUCAAUCCGAGAUACUCCCAUGGAGUUUCUAGUCCCGGUCGGCAUGUACGCACAAGACUUUACUUUACAAGUGAAAGCCACGUACAUUCUUUGUUGACUGUUUUACGUUAUGGUGGUUUACUUGAUGUAAUGAAAGAUGAACAAUGGCGUCGAGCUAUGGAGUACGUUAGUAUGGUUUCGGAAUUAAAUUACAUGUCUCAAAUUGUAGUUAUGUUGUACGAAGAUCCAACUAAAGAUCCUAGCAGCGAAGAACGUUUUCACGUUGAAUUGCAUUUCAGUCCUGGUGUAAAUUGUUGUGUGCAAAAGAAUUUACCACCAGGACCAGGUUUUAGACCCCAUUCACGCAAUGAGAGUAGCCAUAAUGUAGGUGAAAGUGGUGGUUCUGCUCAAGAUACCAUUUCACAAUGUAGCACUCGAAUAGAGGAAGAAGAUGUAGAGUUGGGAAUUUUGGAAGACGAUUUUAUGAAUCCACCAUUGCAAUCUGAAACACCUCCACGAACAAUGGAAACAGAUACUGUAGAUGCAAUGAUGGAUAGUCCAACAACCAGUAGAGGAGUUGAUAUGAUGGACUUACAUCCUAACAUGAUGGAUGAACCAUUUGAUAGUGGCUUUUUGCAGAGUUCUGCGCCCAUUCCAAUAAGUGCUAGAACCGUAGCCGGUCAUGAAGCAGCGAGACUUGGUAGUCAGUUAGCUGCAAGUCAACGUCAGCGACGUGAUGCAGAAAGAGGCACAAUUGUUGAACCACGUGCUCGCAGUUAUGAUCACCAAAGACAGGACAAGCCCGAGAAAGCUGCGGACAAGCUGCAGUAUCAGAGCUUGGACGCUGUCAACAAAGAAGAGAAGCAUGUAACAGAGCAACGCUACUUAGAGAGAUCUGGCCAGGUUUUGUUGAACGUGCCAACGGAAAAAUUCAGCCUGCCACACUCCUUUAGUUCACCGGAGUUUCCAGUUCCUUCGAUAAAAACCUCCACUUUGAGAUCGACACCCUUGGUGACUUUGCACACAUCUCCUCUAAUCUCACCGAACAGCCGGAGCUGUGAUGUGACGGAUAUAGUGUUACCAAUCCCUACGAUUCGUUCUUCGUUUUUCAAUAUCGAUCUCGAACAGUCUUACGAUUUCGAUCCACCUACUCAGAGUAAGAAAUACGGACGUUCUAAUUCAGAGACGAUUCUUCCUGGGAUUGAGCGUAGCGGUGAGUUGAUCGAUUCCUCGAAACCGCCACUAAGCUAUCCGUGGUUAAAGCGAUCCCUUUUUUCGUUAUCCUUGCACGAAAGAACCCCAAAGACAGUGACAUCCGCGGGACGGAUCAAACUAGACAAACGUUCUCGUUCAUUGUCACCUUACGUACCUAAAUGUCUUUGUUAUAAUUGUAAUGUCUCGGAGCUGAUUUUGAGAAGCAGAGAUCUACCGCCUGUCGAGCGUUUCAACUUUGAUAUCUACUUUGCACGCUCGCUCUCACAUAAGUUUUUCAAUUGUUCUUGUUAUUCGAGCCUCCAGGAUGUACCCAGUCGUUUUCCUCGUAGUGUUUCUUUCAAUGAUAGCUAUGGGUGUCACAGAGGAAUCACCGGACUAGAUCAUCCUGAUUUACCCUUUGUAUAUCUAAAGAAUAGGCUUCUUGUGUUUCCUGAGAGACAGAGUGCUGCUCCUUGUUUAGAGUCAAAGGUCGAUCAUUGUGUCAUAUACAAACAUCAGUCAAGGGGUCACGAUCGCAGUGAAUGGAUGCUGUUUAAGGAAAAAGAAAAGUGGAGGUUUGAUAAGAAUAUAAUGAGACGAAAAUUGAAUAGUGAUAGUGUAAUUGGGAAUACACGUGUACCAUUCAGGAAGUUAUCCUGUCCCAAUGUGAGACCUGGUGACUUUUCUUGUGUUGAUUCCGUUUGUUCAGACGAAAAUGGUGAAGUUACCGAUUGUUCAAAAAUGUGCAGAUGCUGGUCUUGUCCCAAUGUGAAUUUCCAGUGGCACGAUAGCCUGGUACAUAUACCAAAUCAUAGUAGUAUGCUUUAUCAUAUGUCCCCUGCGCACGGUAAUGAUGUUCACGACGAUCACGAGAUUCCUCGCAAGUAUUACUAUCGCUCCAAGAGUCCACGUGAACCGUUCUCCCGACUCCAGCCUCAACGAUCCUUCUCAUCUCCAGACACACGACCUUCGAUCAUUCAACCUGACCCUACCUGCACAGCAAGGCGCCACCGUCACAGUAUCUCCGGACAGAUGAGUUAUUUCAAGCUGUUGGGCUACAACGUCAACAAGAAGUUGACUGGAUCAGCAAACAGUUUGUUCAGCACAGCUGUUAUCAGUGGAUCCUCCAGUGCGCCAAAUCUCAAGGAUAUGGUACCACCUCAUGCCUCUGCUGUUGCUGCAAUAGAAGGUUUUGGUGGUGUACCGCCAAUAAGACCUUUGGAAACUCUUCACAAUGCAUUGUCGUUACGUCAAUUGGAUUCCUUUUUGGAAAUGAUGACCAGUGCACCUCUGUUUCGAACACCCGCUUCUUCGCCUCCAAAGUAUCCUUCACCUGGUGGAUCAACACACGAAUCGGUUAACCAAAAUAUCAAUAUUGGAGGAGUCAGUCGCGAGUACCACUCUUCCGACCUGGAAGCUGUCAGGUACCGUAAGAAAUUAAGUAAACCAUCCUUGUACAUCACGCCAACACCCAUACAGUAUAAACCUUCGAACGAUGGAGAAUCUUGUGACAUAAGAAAUCAAUUGUCGCCAACCAGCCCUAAUAGUACUGGAUGGAGCAGUGAACCACAAUCAUUUCUCUCUUCUGAACCCUCAUCUCCUGCACCGACUUCAACAGGAGAAUGCAGUAUGUCUAUAAGCUUAAUCAGCAAUGACGGAGCUCAAUCGUUUAAUGUGGGUCCUAAAUUUUCUACAACUCCCUGCUUGGAUGUGGAUUUUAACGAAUUUUGUAUAAAUAUUGAUCAAGAGCACAGAGAGGCUCGUGGUAGUGUAUCAUAUACAGAUUAUUAUAGCAAUGAAGAUGGUCAAAUACGAAACUGUAGUUUUGGAGCAGGCUUCAAUUCUAAUUUACAAAAGAUCAUGCGUACUGAUGAUCUUCCGGUUGACAAUAUGGAUGAUGAUGAGGACCAUACCAUAACUUUAAAACAAACUGAAGAGCAAAAAAAGCAAGAUGUGAAACAAAUAUUUGAACAGAAAGAAUAUCCAAGCACAAAAUCUAGUAGUGGCUAUAAGAAAAUUGGAAGAUUCCUUGUUGAAAGCAUGGAAAUAUCAGAUGAAGACGUCAGGAUUAAAGAAGCAGAUAAUAUAGACAAGACAAAAUCACCUGCUUCUAUGAAAACUGAAUCUUUUAAUAUAGAAAAAAUACAAAAAAGUAAAGAUGGUACUGAUGUUAUGCAAGAGCAACAGAAGAAGAAGAAUUUUUCUCGAUCUCAGAGUGUUUCUAUGCCAAAAACUCCUACACAGAAGCAAGAAUCAAAUUACAGCUACAAAUGUACUUCAAAGAUAAGCUCUCUUUCAAAUAUGUCAGAUAAAGAUUUGGAGAAUUGGAAGCAGAGCAUGAUGGAAUCAAAAGAUCCUUGCUCCAUAGAAAUGAAGGCAGAGGAGCCAAUUCUGACUGUAGCAAGUAGCAUGACAGGUAACUCUAGCGUGACAAUAGGUUUUAAUGUUCAAGGUGAAAAAAAAGAAGAACCUGACCUUUAAGAGUAUUACUUUUUCAAAGAUUACCAGAGUUAUUUUAUUUAUUAAGUCCAUUUCCUUAAUAUAACGAAUAAGAUACUGCAUAUGAAAUUGUUGAAACGUUUAUUGUUAUGAGCAAAUCAAAAUUGGUAUUGCAUGAGUUAAAUACUGGUUAUGUUGAUAAAAUUUUAUGAAGAGAAAAUUUUUUGCAUUUUGUUUUCUGGCACAAAAUUGUAUACAUUUUUUGGUAUUUUUUUUUUUUACAUUCGUUAAGAUUGUUAGGAAUACUUAAGGCGUGCAUAACAUGAUAAAGGUGCAAACAUUAAGAAAUUUUUCCAAUAUGUGAACAUACCGGAGCAUUAUUUUAAAAAGACGAGUUAAGAAUUGCUUAUUAAGAGGAAAUAUUAUUAAAGUUAAAGCAACGUUAAUAGCAUUUCUCUAUGUUAAUAAUGUACUUACCAGAUUGUAUCUAUAUUAAAUUAUUUUUGAAUUGACGCUUGUAUGUAAUGGUAUAAUAGUAUUUUUGUAGAUAAUAUAUGUCCAAUGUUAAUAAUGUAUUAGAAUAUAAGGCAAAAUGAAUUUGAGUCAAAAAGAGAAAAGCAUUAGAAAUUUGCCUCAAGAAAAUAUUUGGCAUAUACAAAUUACGAGAUUUUUAAUAAUCGAAUAUGAAACAUAUGUAGAUCUCCUAUGACUCAACAAGUUCAAAAUAUACCUCAUUUGCUAAACUAAAUACAUGAGAGGAAAAAGGUUUAAAAUUUCCUUUCAUAUUAAAUGGUAUUAUUCUUCUUUGAUCUUAUAAACAUAGUAUUACUAAUACAAAUAACACAUGACAUGUACUUCUCAUGAAAUUGUUUCUUUAGACUCAAGAACAAGUACCUUAUAUAUUUAUUCAAAAGUACCACUAUUAGACUUUAAUAUUAAUUUUCUUUUAUUUUACGGGGAUAUAAUAUAAAAUUAUUAUCAGAAAAUUUCUAUGAAUAUACAAAUGCUAUGAAUUAUCAAACAUUAACUCAAAUUACAAUAAUUAAACAAUAAUUGCUCUAUAACAAAAUAUGCUCAUUUCAAGAAUUGAUGUAAAUGCCUUACAGAUUAAUCUGAUAGAGGAUAUAUGCUACCUUUCUUAUAAGUGGUUUUAGAAUGUUUCUUAUUAAAAAGCUAUACAAGCUAAAGUUAUAUAAAUAUAAAUGUGGUUUUAUAUCAAUUCCAAAUAUGCAAGGUGCUAUUUUCAAUCAAUCUUAUUAUGUUCCUAACUGAUUUUAUAGUUCUAACAUUAGGAAUAAAACCAUCACACAUAUGGCUAUAGAGGAUGUACUAGUUUAUCACAUAAACUAUUUAUUUCAUCCUGGAAAGAAUAGGAAUUUAUUCUUUAUUUCUUUUUUCAAUUUUUUCUGUCUUUGCAGUAGAUAAUAUUUCUAAUUUACCAAUAAGUGAAUUAAAUUCAAAAUCUUUUAGGAAGAAUAUAUGAAAUCAUGUUUAAUAUUCUUGUAACAAUAUUAUUUAUAGUGAUAAAGUUAAAAGGCUUAUACUUUGUGAUUCUUGCAAAUAUAAAUUAGCUGAUUUUUGUAGAUGUGAUUCAUUUUAUGACAUUUUAGAAACCAUAUUGUGCAAAAUGUACUUUAGUGAAGAAACGUUUCUAUAUAUAUAAAUAUGUUUUAGUAGAUAGAUACAGUUACAGAAUUAAGCAUUCACUAAUUUGUAGAGAAUUUGCAAGAUGUUGUAAAGAAAUAGUUGUGGUAGGAUAUUUGUACCUUUUGCUUAACAUAUAUAAUUUUCUUUCGAUAUAUAAAAAAUUAUGUUCUAAAGUAAAGCAUUCAUUAUUAUACAAGAAAUAAAAGUUAAUGUUAAAUAUUUUAUCCUGUGAUCUCUAUCACCAGUACCAGUGCAAUGAUACAAUUAUUAAUGACAUAUUCAUUGACACCAUCAUAGUUGUAAAGAAGGAAAUGUAAAACAUAAAUGUAUAUGUAAGAAAUGACAGAUUACAAUAAAAAAAGUUAAAAAUGGAA